AUGCCUCUCCACACCGACGUAGACUCUGGCCUACAGGAAACUACGGGCGUACUCCGAGCAGAACGCCUUCCUUACCAGGCCAAUACUUCCGGGCUUGGAGCGCGUUUGUGGGAUGUCUUCGGACGCACAUACGACCUUGGCUUCACCUGCUUUGGUGGCCCACCAGUUCAUUUCCAGAUUUUUCACCGCAGGUUUGUCGAUGGUCUUGGUAAAACUCCUUGGGUCGAUGAACAGACUUAUCAGGAACUCUUCGCUAUAUCUCAAGCCUUACCCGGCCCUGCCUUCAUGAAGAUGCUCUUCGCCAUCGCCCAGAUACACGCAGGGCUCAUACCCGCUUUCUUCGCCUUCCUUCUCUGGACACUCCCCGGAGCCGUAGCAAUGUACGGACUCUCCCUCGGCGUUAAGAGGAUCAACGAUACCCUACCGGAUCCUGUGUACGCGUUGCUAUCUGGUAUCAAUGCGGCCGUUUUCGGAAUCAUCGCCCUUGCUGCUGUCCAGUUGGCCAGAAAGGCAGUUACGGACAAGUUGACACGAAUUUUGGUCUUUCUUGGGGGAUGUUCGGCACUUUGUUAUGAUGCUAUCUGGUACCUCCCGGUGCUUCUCUUGUUGGGCGGUAUCGUGGCAGUUGCGUGGGAUUGUGUUCCUCAACUGUGGUUCGGAGCAUUGCAAAUUAGACGACGCAGGAAAGCUUCAGAUGUUCCCCACCGGAAGUUGAAAUGA
Molecule: messenger RNA, 720 nt
Organism: Laccaria bicolor S238N-H82
Lineage: Eukaryota; Fungi; Basidiomycota; Agaricomycetes; Agaricales; Hydnangiaceae
Exons: 2
Coding region: 1-720 (239 amino acids)
Biological process (GO): chromate transport
Molecular function (GO): chromate transmembrane transporter activity
Source: RefSeq, a predicted model, not a curated record